Messenger RNA from Physcomitrium patens, 3542 nucleotides. RefSeq lists its product as uncharacterized. Gene Ontology annotation, molecular function: protein binding. The record is from RefSeq and is a predicted model, not a curated record. Lineage: Eukaryota; Viridiplantae; Streptophyta; Bryopsida; Funariales; Funariaceae. Gene Ontology annotation, biological process: chloroplast organization. Gene Ontology annotation, cellular component: chloroplast.
CACCACCCACACCAGCACUGAGCUAAAUUAGGGUUUCCAUGUCUUUCCACAUCCUAACCCCUCAACCCCAGUCUUUGGAGCUAGAUCCAUUGCUUCGAAUUGCUGUUGUGAUCUCCCACAGCUACAGCCAUAUCCGUGUCCCCUUGGCUUUCGCUGCCUGUGGUGUUGAGCAUUCGUCAUGGAGUUUCAGUUUGUGGGCAUUUAGACUUGUGUCGAAAUUCACCAUGGAAUUGAGAGCAUCAAUUCGGGCUCUUUCAUUUUGUAAUGCGUUCGGGGUCUCGUUUGGGAAUCCAUGGGGGAACGGAAUUGCCGCAAGUCAUUCCGCUGGGCGUGUUUUUCUCCCUAUAGUUUCCCAAGCAGUACAAUUGAAGCGGAGCCCGUCAGUGGCGGAGAUUACACCCAAGCAGCUGCAGCGGAGACAGAAGAAGCAGGAGUGGCGAAGGAAGCAGCGGAGGAUGAGGAGGGUGACGGAGCAGGAGAGGCAUGAAAAUAAGAAUCUCGUGAGAAAUGACAGAGGUGCUGUGCAAUCCGAGGUAGAGAUAGAGGUAGAAGAAGAGCAAGCGGGGGAGAUCACUCUUAUAAGCAAGUUUGAGGAAGAGUUUGCCAUGAGGGUCAGAGACACAGCGAAUUGUAUUGAACCUAGCACCACUGAGACCUCGGACAUUAAUGAGGGUGAGCUCGCGGUGAAUUCUAGUAGGUUUCGGGAGGACUCGCAUUCGGUGAAUGAGGGCAGCCUGGAUGAAGUGGAGUUUGAGUCAGUUGCACCGAAUGACUGGCUUCUAGCUCAUGAACGUCGCAGCAAUGGCGAUGUGGAUAAUUCUGGAAAAUAUACUGAGGAAAUUGUUGAGAAUAGUUAUGUUUGCAAUGAUGGUGUGAGACUCAACGAUGGAGGCAUUGACGACGUAGGGUCUCGAUCAAAUUUUUACAUUGAAGAGAAUGGUAGCCGUAGUCUUGGCAUAAAUGAAGAUGGGAGUUUGGGCGUUCAACGGAAGGAGAGAAAUCUGUAUAUGGAGAUUCCCGUGGUGGCUCAGAAUAUUGAGCUCUCGAGUAAUGACAAUGGCAACAUGACAGAGGAAAACUCAUCUGUAAUCAAUGUGCAUUACGAGAACGUGGAGGAAAAUUCGCCAGUGCGCUCUUGUAAUAGAUCACAGUUGCAUUUCAUUGAGAAUUCUCUUAAUAAACACACGUCAAUUAAAGUAGCGGGCAUAUCUAGCCGUUCCCAUAAUAAUGCAUUUAGUACGUGUAGUGGACGUAAGAUGCGUGAUAGGAAUAAAACAGAUGCAAGUACAGCAUCUGAGGAAGCAUGUUGCCAGGAAGGCUCUUCGAGUGCUCUUGAACGAAUGGAUUUGCGUGUUAAUCCUAAAACCUCAGGACGGAAACAGAAUAUUGUGGGUCAGUGUACCAUAGAUGGAAGGAAGGGAGAACCUUUGGCAACAUUACUGGAUAAGCAAUUGGGAGAUAGUUUACCAACGCAUGGUGUGCAUGAAGAAUUGCACGAAGAUGCUACUAGCAGGGUUUGGAGGCUGCCAGCCAACGAGAGGAAGCACCUAGAACGACUGGUAGAAGAGUUAACUAAGGUGGGCAAGAAGCAGACAUUUUUGCUCUCACGACUCAUGCAUGGCUCUCGUGUAAAGUGGACGAAUGGUCAUUUGAUAGAACUAGUAAAAAUGCUUGGGGUACAUAACGAUUGGCGUAAAGCCAUGGAAGUUGUACACUGGGUACAUUGUCGAGAACAUUUCGGGCAUUGUCGAAGCAGAUAUGUUUACACGACGCUCCUGGCUGUGCUUGGAAAGUGUCUUCGACCUGUGGAAGCAUUGAAUGUCUUCAACGUUAUGCGUGAAGACCAUUCAACCUAUCCAGAUAUUGCCGCUUACCACUCUAUAGCUGUGACUCUUGGCAAAGCUGGUCAUCUUACACAGUUGCUCCAUUUGAUUGAGUCCCUAAGGCAAGAGUCCAUGAAGAAGCGUGCUAGGGGCAUACCACUACAGUUAAGCUGGAAAGGGUCCCUGGAGCCGGACAUUGUGAUUUACAAUGCUGUCAUAAAUGCAUGCGGACCUCAUAGAGAAUGGGAAGGGGCGGAAUGGGCUUUACAACAAAUCAAAUUUUCUCGGAUCACUCCUGAUUCUAUUACUUAUGAUCUCGCAAUUGAGGUUAUGGUAAAAUCAGGGCAGUAUGAUAAAGCUUGGAAAUAUUAUGAGCUAAUGGAGAGAGAAGGUUUUCUUCCUAGUGGUAAAACUUUCAAAGCUCUUGUGGAGGCCCUUGGCACGACUGGUGAGGUGGAUAGAGCCAUGGAAAUGGUAGAAGAUAUGGAAAGUCGAGGAGUCUCUGAAUGUGCUGGAGUUUACUAUGCUCUUGCAUCUGCACUUUGCACCGCAGGUCGGUUAAGCGAAGCCCUUGUACAGGUGGCAAAACUAGCUAAUCAUCCUUCCAAGAAACCGGACGUGAUAACAUUCACUUGCCUGAUUCAGACCUGCGAGAAAGCAGGUCGCUGGCAAGAUGCCAUCACUUUAUUUAAUCGUAUGCAAUAUGUGUGCUCUCCAAAUGUGGGAACCUACAAUACUAUGAUUGCUCUUUAUGGAAGACUCCGCAUGUUCGAAGAAGCGAGGAACAUGUUUGAGUUCGUGAAGGAAGGCAAGGGCAUUGACAGCAGAUCUACUCCUGCUGAUUCAAGGCUAAGUCCAACUGCGCACACUUAUGAGUCUAUGCUAGGUGCCUGCGCUGCCUGUGAACAUUGGGAUUAUUUUGAAGUUGUUUUGCAAGAGUAUCGCACUUCUGGAUUUCAACUCGAUCGUCGGCGCCACUUAUGGUUCAUGUCGCCUAUUGUCAAAGCUGGCCAGGAAAGGUUGAUAGAUCUGGUGGCCUGUCUUUUGCAACGUCCAAACGAGCCUCCAAAUGCUGAGUUCUACAGGGUUCUCCUCCCGUUGCUAUCCAUGCAUGGACGGUACACCCUAGUCCUUAACUAUCUCAGCGUUGCACUUGAACAGGGUGUGGUCCUUAAUACAGCAGAGUGGUCCUCAAUUGUAGGGAAGGCUCUAGAACAGUUACCCAUGGCAGAUGCCAAGAAUUUUUUUUGUGCAAAUGUCACAGCAGUCAAAGUGAAUGAUAACAAGUUAGUGAAGCAGCUAUUGCAAUGUCUCAUUUCUGUGGGGGCUGAAACGAAGGCGAGGAAUAUAGUCACCUCAUUAGGUCUACAAUUGAGCGAGUUUGCACCUGAUAAACAUGAUUCAAGGCUAGUGAUGCAAGAGGAAGAAAAUAUUUCAAGUAUCUUGGAAAACAAACCAGAUCAAAUAUUGACCUAGAUUUAGAGAGCCUCAUUAACACACGUCAUUAUCGAUGUGAAGAUGACGGACUAUCCAUAUAUGAUAUCAAGCUGCACUGCUACAGUGGAGAAAGAAGGCCUCCUGUAGGUCCAGAAUAAAUGGCAGCGUAGAAUAGAUGUCAUUAAUGAUAAUUGAUCGCGUACUCACAAUUUCGCGCUUCAUUUAUGUAUAUAAAAGAGUUGUGGAAGCACUUUUGUGUUAUUGAGGUGCUAUUUUGCAUCA